This is a messenger RNA of Andrographis paniculata, 3150 nucleotides long. Its product is annotated as homeobox-leucine zipper protein MERISTEM L1-like. Bases 633 to 2819 code for a protein of 728 amino acids. Lineage: Eukaryota; Viridiplantae; Streptophyta; Magnoliopsida; Lamiales; Acanthaceae. The record is from RefSeq and is a predicted model, not a curated record. Gene Ontology annotation, molecular function: lipid binding; DNA binding. The transcript has 13 exons.
CUCACUCACCCCCAACCCCGCCAUUAAUGCUCUCGCACCCUCUCUAUACGCUCUGCAAUUACUCCUCCUCUGCCACAUCUCUCUCUCUCUCUCUCUCCUAUUUCUCUCUCUAUCUUCUUCUUCUUCUCCCUUCUUCGCCUUUACUCAUUUCACCCCCACCCUCUCUGCUACAAACCCCCUUUUUGUUUCUCUGGUUCCCUUCUCUCUCUUGAUUGAUACUUCUUUCCCUAUCAUCAUCAUAAACUCGCAAUUCUCCUUAAAUUCCAUUCACAAGAAAAGCACCUCCGCAAUAAACCAGACAGCUUCAUCCCCCCCACCAUCUGCAACCCUCUUUUUCAUCGCCGCCGCCGCCGCCGUCCAGAUCUGCGCCGGAGGCACUUUCUCCGAUUCCCCCAAACCCCCAAUUCCUUAUGAGGGUUUUCGCACUCAGCACCUUCGGCAACAUCGAAAGAGAAGGUGAAAAAAAGAUUAAAUUAGGGUUUUCUGGGUAUCAAGAAUUGCAGCUUCGAGAGUUGCAGAUGUGGUGGAGAUGAUGACGAAGGCCUGAUGGAAUGAAUUUUUAAUAUUUCUGAAGUGUAGCUCAAUUCGAAGCUUGGCAUUUCAUUUCUUUAGAGUGAUCGAGAUAAUCAAAGAUGUUCCAGCCGAAUCUGUUCGAUAGCCACCACCACUUGCUGGACAUGGCCGGCCACAAUAAAGGCCCGGAAACUGAGAUGGACCUUAUCAGAGACGACGACUAUGAGAGCAAGUCCGGCACCGACAUCAUGGAAGCCCCGUCUGGUGACGACCAAGAUCCUAAUCAGCGUCCCAAGAAGAAGCGAUACCAUCGCCACACUCAGCAUCAAAUCCAGGAGAUGGAAUCGUUCUUCAACGAGUGCCCUCAUCCUGAUGACAAACAAAGGAAAGAACUUGGCCGUCGUUUGGGGCUGGAACCUUUGCAAGUCAAGUUUUGGUUUCAGAACAAACGUACUCAGAUGAAGGCGCAGCACGAGCGCCACGAGAAUACGCAGCUGAGGAAUGAGAACGAGAAGCUUCGUGCGGAGAACAUAAGGUACAAGGAAGCUCUCAGCAACGCUACUUGUCCUAACUGCGGCGGCCCCGCCGCCAUAGGAGAGAUGUCUUUCGAUGAGCAGCAUCUCAGGAUCGAAAAUGCUCGCUUAAGAGAAGAGAUCGAUCGAAUCUCGGGCAUAGCUGCCAAGUACGUCGGGAAACCAAUGAUGUCAUACUCCCAUCUCCCCCUCGGAGCCCCUCGUUCUCUUGAUCUCGGCGUGGGGAGUUUCGGGUCACAUUCGGGCUUAGCCGGAGAGACUUAUGGAGCUGCCGAUCUUCUUAGAUCCGUGUCUUGUCCGACCGAUGCUGAUAAGCCGAUGAUCAUCGAGCUAGCUGUUGCUGCAAUGGAGGAGUUGAUCCGAAUGGCCCAAUCUGGGGAGCCUCUGUGGAUUCCAAGCACUGACAAUCCGACCGAGGCGCUGAAUGAGGAGGAGUAUGUCCGGACAUUCCCCCGAGGAAUCGGCCCUAAGCCGUUGGGACUCAAAUCCGAAGCCUCCCGAGAGUCUGCUGUUGUGAUCAUGAAUCACAUUAACCUUGUGGAGAUCUUGAUGGAUGUGAAUCAAUGGUCGAAUGUGUUUGCUAGCAUUGUUUCGAGGGCAGUUACUUUGGAAGUUUUAUCCACUGGUGUUGCUGGAAACUACAAUGGAGCAUUGCAAGUUAUGACUGCUGAAUUUCAAGUACCUUCUCCAUUAGUCCCAACUCGUGAGAACUACUUUGUUAGAUACUGCAAGCAGCACAGCGAUGGAACUUGGGCAGUUGUCGAUGUUUCUAUCGACAAUCUGAGGCCUACUUCAAUAGCAAGAUGCCGGCGCCGCCCCUCGGGUUGCUUGAUUCAAGAACUGCCCAAUGGUUACUCUAAGGUGACAUGGAUUGAGCACGUUGAGGUCGACGAUCGAGCCGUUCAUAGCAUCUACAAGGCACUAGUCAAUUCGGGGCUCGCCUUCGGUGCCAAGCGUUGGGUCGCGACGCUCGAUCGACAGUGCGAACGCCUCGCGAGUGUAAUGGUUAAUAACAUAUCAGCUGAUGUCGGUGUUAUAUCGUCCCCGGAAGGUAGAAAGAGCAUGUUGAAGCUUGCGGAAAGAAUGGUGAUGAGUUUCUGCACCGGCGUCGGCGCCUCGACUGCGCACACUUGGACUACGCUGUCUGGAAGCGGCGCCGAUGAUGUCCGUGUUAUGACAAGGAAGAGCAUGGAUGAUCCCGGCAGGCCACCUGGCGUUGUGCUCAGCGCUGCUACCUCGUUUUGGCUCCCGGUUACUCCUAAAACGGUGUUUGAUUUCCUCAGAGACGAGAAUUCUAGAAGCGAGUGGGAUAUCCUCUCCAAUGGCGGUCUGGUUCAAGAAAUGGCCCACAUUGCUAAUGGCCGCGAUCCGGGGAACUCUGUAUCUCUCCUUCGUGUCAAUAGCGCGAAUUCGAGCCAGAGCAAUAUGCUGAUACUGCAAGAGAGCAGCACCGACUCGACGGGGUCGUACGUGAUUUACGCUCCGGUGGACAUUGUGGCGAUGAAUGUCGUGCUUAGCGGCGGCGACCCUGAUUACGUGGCGCUCUUACCAUCCGGGUUUGCGAUUCUUCCCGACGGUCCAAAAAGCCACCCCGGCGGCAUCCCGGAGGUCGGCUCCGGCGGGUCAUUGCUGACGGUGGCAUUCCAGAUUCUGGUCGAUUCUGUGCCGACGGCGAAGCUGUCUCUGGGCUCAGUCGCCACUGUCAACAGCCUUAUCAAAUGUACUGUGGAAAGGAUCAAAACUGCAGUCCUCUGCGACGUAUCAGCUCCGUAGCCAAAGCUGUGGAGUGGGAAUUGAUAGGAAGGAUUUGUUUACAUGAGAAAGUAGGGAGAGAGCAACUUGGGAAGAAGUCAAGAACGAACCUUGGUUAAACCUCGCCGGCCGGAAUCUUGCCGGCCGGCGAGGGUAACGGUGGGGUUCGGGUAUUGACUCCGCCUAGCUCCUAUAAGUCAACGUAGACAAAGACCUUCGUUCGAUUAAUCUAUCGUCGUCGUCGACUUAAUUAAUUGUAUCCAAAACCCUAACUCUUUUGCAUCUUUCAGUUUGACUUUGACUUUGACUUGUCUUUCAUUCGAGCAAUCGAAUCUUCUGCUUCUGUUGUCAA